ACACCAUAAGAGAGAUGAACAAAUUCUAGAGAUAGAAAGUGAACAGCUUCAAAACCCACAUUCACAUCAGUCCACCAAGUCAUCGUAGCUCAAAAAUAUCACCAUUUCUAGAUUAAAGUUUCUAUUUUUUUUUUUAGUUUCAUAUCCUCCUCCUAUCAAAUUUUGGGAACAAUUCAAUUCCAUACACGGAUCGGACCCUGCUCCUUUUUCUACUAUUUGCUUCUGAUCAUUAGCUCCGUACGCAGCCCAGUUGGGCAGCUUCUAUUUUUAUUUCAGGUAGAGAUGGGUAUAUACCUCAGCUCUCCUAAAACAGAUAAGUUCUCAGAGGACGGUGAGAAUUAUAGCCUCAGAUAUGGCUUGUCAUCCAUGCAAGGUUGGCGUGCAACCAUGGAAGAUGCUCAUGCUGCAUUACCUGAUUUGGAUGCUUCCACUUCUUUCUUCGGUGUUUAUGAUGGCCACGGAGGUAAAGUAGUUGCGAAGUUUUGUGCAAAGUUUCUUCAUCAGCAGGUCCUAAGAAGUGAAGCAUAUUUGGCUGGAGAUAUGGGAACUUCUGUUCAGAGAGCAUUUUUCAGAAUGGAUGAGAUGAUGCGUGGACAAAGAGGAUGGCGGGAAUUAGCUGUUUUGGGUGAUAAAAUAAACAAGUUCACAGGCAUGAUAGAAGGGUUGAUAUGGUCUCCAAGGGGUAAUGAUAGUAAUGACCAACCCGAUGAUUGGGCUUUUGAAGAGGGCCCGCACUCUGAUUUUUCUGGACCAACUUCUGGGAGCACAGCAUGUGUUGCAAUUAUUAGAAACAACCAACUUGUUGUUGCAAAUGCUGGUGAUUCUCGAUGUGUGAUAUCAAGAAAGGGCCAGGCUUAUAAUCUGUCUAGAGAUCACAAACCUGACCUUGAGGCUGAGAAAGACAGGAUUUUAAAAGCCGGUGGUUUCAUACAUGCAGGACGGGUCAAUGGCAGUUUGAAUCUUGCAAGAGCUAUCGGUGACAUGGAAUUCAAGCAGAAUAAAUUUUUACCUGCUGAAAAGCAAAUUGUAACAGCCAAUCCAGAUAUAAACACUGUUGAGCUUUGUGAGGAUGACGAAUUUAUUGUGCUAGCAUGUGAUGGAAUAUGGGACUGCUUGUCAAGCCAGCAACUAGUAGAUUUUGUUCAUGAACAACUGAGUAUGGAAAGCAAGCUUUCUGUAGUGUGCGAGAGACUACUGGAUAGGUGUUUGGCACCAUCAACAGCAGGCGGUGAAGGAUGCGACAACAUGACUAUGAUCUUGGUGGAAUUUAAGAAGCCAAUCCAGCGCACUGCCUCCGCGAAUGAACAGUCCUCAGGAUCCGAAUUUACUGAUACUGAAUCUAAACAAAAAGAAAACGAAUUGAAGUAGCUGUUAUCUGUUGGUGUCUCAUCAGAUGCCAUUGUGCAGCCUCCUGGCUAGACCAUGUACAAGGGUCCUCCAUUUUCUUGAAAAGUUGGGCCCUUUUAUAUCUUUGUAGACAUGAAUGGAUGAAAUACUGUGAAAAUUUGUUCCAUUAUCAUUGUGCUGGUGUGUGCUUUACGUUUGAACCACAUUAUCAUAUUCAAUAACAUGUAUAGCUCUUUGAGAACA
Molecule: messenger RNA, 1590 nt
Organism: Hevea brasiliensis (rubber tree)
Lineage: Eukaryota; Viridiplantae; Streptophyta; Magnoliopsida; Malpighiales; Euphorbiaceae
Product: probable protein phosphatase 2C 60
Exons: 12
Coding region: 283-1368 (361 amino acids)
Biological process (GO): protein dephosphorylation
Molecular function (GO): protein serine/threonine phosphatase activity; cation binding
Source: RefSeq, a predicted model, not a curated record